Caenorhabditis sp. 36 PRJEB53466 is the source of this 10681-nucleotide messenger RNA. Lineage: Eukaryota; Metazoa; Nematoda; Chromadorea; Rhabditida; Rhabditidae. The record is from the annotation of a GenBank genome assembly.
AUGCAUCUGACGGUGCUGCCUAUGCUGGCAGUAAUUUUUCUAGCUGUCAAUAGAGUUAAUUGUUACAAAAUUCUUGUGUUUUCUCCCGCUACCAGUAAAUCCCAUCUUAUCUCUAAUGGGAGACUUGCGGACGAAUUGGCUCGUGCUGGACAUGACGUGGUAUGUUCAAAUAUUGGAAGAAAAACAUUCAGGAACCUUCUUUUCAGACAGUGUUGGAACUCGAUUUCUUGCAAAUUUCGGGAACGACCAAGAGCGUGAAAGUUGCUAAGAAGCGGAUCAUAGGAAAGUUUAAACACGCUGAAAAGUUCAAGGAAGCACUAACCGGUCUUGUUACAAUUAAUGAUUUACUUUAUGUCUUUGUUUGUAGGUUUUUCAAAGAAUGCUAUGGACGAGCCUUCCUUCACUGAAAAUUUGAAGGCACAUUGGGCUUAUCAACAAGCGUACAAUGAUCUGUGUGCAGGUAGCCUUAUUUUUACUUCAACGUAUAUAUUUUUGACUGUCCUUCUGAAAGCAAACUCAUGAGAAACUAGAAAAAGCAGCACAUCUUACACAAAUAUUUUUCAGAAUUUCUGGAAAAAGAUGAUAUUUUUUAUGAACUCAAAAAUGAGCACUUUGAUGGAUUUUUUGCUGAACAAAUUAACACAUGUGGCUUUGGAUAUGCUCAUGCGCUCGGAAUCGAAAGACGUUUCUUAAUUGCAAGGUAUUCUGAUGUAAAAAGAGAAAAGGAGAACAAUUUUCAUUCUGGUUCAGCUGUCCGUUUUCUGGUCCAGUUUAUGAGUUAACGGGUCUUCCAAUGCCUACAUCAAACGUGCCGUUUUCCACUGAUAUGAGCGUCAAUCCCACGUAUUUUGAGAGAGCAAGAAACCUUUUGGUCACAGUUAUCGGUAAUUUGGAAAACAUGAUUCUUUCUAACCAACUCGCUGCUCAUUUUCAUCUGAAGUUUGGGUUAGUUUUAUUUUGAAAAAGAAAUUUGUUCAUACUAACUUUAUACAACCCUUUGCAGAGAGAACUUCCCAACACCCCAGACUAUUGCACGAGACGUCGACGUGAUUUUCAUUGCUACCGACGAAAUCAUUGACAUUUCUUCUACAACCCUUCAGAACAUUGUGCAUGUUGGAGGUAUCGGGGUUGAUGAUGAUGCUACCGAUAUGGAUAAGGUUGGCAAAAGUCAGACAAAGAUACAUUACAGUGGAUUCAGAUUUUCAUGGCUGAAAUGCAAAAAGGGAAAGAAGGCGUCAUUUACUUCUCUUUGGGUACAGUAGCCAACACCUCGACUCUCGACAAACAAGUGAUGCAAUCCGUGUUAAAUAUUGUUCAAAAAUACCCCGACUACCAUUUUCUUAUCAGAGCUGAUGAAUAUGACAAGGUAUUGACAUUUUGUAUACUAUAAGGUCAAAGUUUGCAGAAUACACGGGCAUAUGCGAAACAAGUUGAAAAUGCAUUCGUUUCGGAUUGGCUGCCACAGCCAGCAAUUCUUCGUGAGACUACAUUGAAGGAAAAAAUGUGAUUUAAUAAAAGUUUUCUUCAGAUCAUCCUCGCCUGAAGAUGUUUAUAACACAUUCUGGCUACAACAGCGUAGUCGAGGCUGCCAGAGCAGGUGUUCCGUUGAUAACUAUUCCCUUUAUAUUUGAUCAAAAUUUGUAAGUUUCAAAAAUAUCAAGAACAAGAAACAUUUAAAAACUCGAAUGUUUCUUAGGAAUAGCCGAGCAGUCGAGAGAAAGGGGUGGGGAGUGCGUAGAGACAAACGACAACUCUUGACGGAUCCAUCAGCUAUCGAGGCCGCAAUUGACGAAAUCCUUCACAAGGAAGGGUAGGAUUUGAUCUUAGUCGAACAGUUGUAAUCAUUAUUUAGAUAUACCCAUCAAGCUCAUAGAAUCAGAGACCUUAUCAAGUCCAAACCACUCAGUUCAGCAGCCAAACUUGUGAAAACUACUGAAUGGGUAUGUUUCUGUUUUGGUUUAUGUACUUAUUAAAAACUUUUCAUUUAGUUUUUUUACAUGCGUUCCUUUAAAAGCUAUAAAAAAGGUAUUUGACCAGGCUAUCAAAAAUGGCGGGCUGAACGAGUUGAAAUUCGAAAGUCGAGCGGAGAGUACGAUAACAUACUACAACCUGGACGUUCUGAUCCCCAUUUUCUGGAUUGUUGUGUAUUUUAUGAUUCCGACCAUACUUGGCUGGUACACCUUCAGUUGCUUCGGACACAUCGAAGAGAAGAAAAACAAGAUGAAAAACGAAUAACUUUUUGAAGUGAUUUGUAUUCUCCAUUUCAUCUUUAAUGACAUGUAUGUGUCUGUUUGUCAAGGAAACCUUCGCAACAAACAAAGGUUUUUUAUUUUCACCUUUCCGCUAUCAUUUCAUAAUCAGAAGAUGUACAUGUGACUAUGUAGUAGCUUCGCGAUUUCCGUUGAUUUUCUAUUUUUGUGACUUCCGCUGUUUCUCCGAGCAGGCAAAAUCUUUAUCGUGUUGAAGCAAAUCUGUUUUAUUUGUUUAUUUUUCUGUCAAAACCGCAUUCGCAUACCGAGCAGCUGGCAGUCAUCAAUUCGACAGCACCUGCUAAAGAGUGUUCCACGUUAACGGUUCAGAUUUCGGCGUCAUUCUGAGCAUGUGCCUUCAUCGUCGUUGUCCCACAAAAAAAAUGUUCCAAUUUAGAAGUCAUCAUUUCCAUGACACACUAUGUUCGGACAAAGUUCCCGCUGUCCUGCGUCGGCAAGAAUCACAAUGACAAAUGAUUCUACCAGAUAAAUUGUAGCUAAUGUAACUCGUGAAACCAGUUUAAUUGUGCCAACAAAUGCGCAAGUUGCUGAGCCUAACCCUAUUCGAGUGACAUUUCUACAGGACUUUCGAAGGGACGGAGUGAAAAUGGAUGAGAUUUUUGAGUAUCAUAGCAUUAUGCAACCUUUACUCACAAAGGAACUCCAUUCCCUUAACUUUAUUUCAAACGGUUCUGAAUGUUCUAGCCUGCUCGUUUCGAUGUGGUUUUCAGACCUAAUUUCUUCAACUAUUGACAAGUUUUCUCGAAGAUGAAUGGUAGCUGCUCUCGUGAAUACAUCUAUUUUUGCUUUCAGUGUUCUAUUGAAUUACCCUUUUUUACAUCCCAUUCGAAAGCAUGAUUAGCACUUUCCGAAUCGUACCCUUCCUAUUCUGCCCAUUUGUUUUGCCGCCCCCCUUCUUUUCACAAUUUUACUUUUAAAACAUUUUCUUUUCACAAGAAUAUGAUGUAACAAAUUUGCAUGACCACCACGAAACUGAUAACUAGAAAUUAUGAAUUUGCGGUAGCUUUUUCCGAGUUGUACUUUUUUUAAAUGAGUUUUUUUAAUGUUCAGAAGACUAAAAUUUCAGAUUAGUCAAAUGAAGACAAGUUGGAACUCGAUCACCAGUACAUAUCCUUGGGAAAAAAGUGAUGGAUUCCGAGAACUGUACAAAUGUCUUCUGCUCCAGGCUAGUGACUUCUUGUUUAUCACAUACUCUUUCAGUAGCCGAGUAGAGUUUAAAAACCAAAAUUGAAAUCGAUGAAAACAUGUGUUUUAAUGUCGCCUGGAAAUAAGUCUCAAUGUUUUCGUAUUCCAUAUACAAAAAACGGCCCCCUCCAAUAAAAAUCCUGGAAAUAAAAGAGAAACUUAGUAAACAAGUGGCUGUCAUUUGGCUCGUCGAAUCCCUGAACCAACGACCCUUCUUCACGAUGUGUAACAAUUUGAUCGAAACACAAUGCAAGAGUUUUCUUUUCCGUUUCUUCGAGUGAUGUUCUUCAUCUCGUAAACUUCUCACAAACACACUCGCAAAAUCUUAACUCGGCGGCUGCCGAAGGCCGCUAACCCCGUCCCCUCACUUUUCCGAAUGUGCAGGCUGAUCUGUUGCGAGCAAUAGCAACUGAUCGCUUUUGCCUUUUGGUUCUCGAAUAUUCAAGCUCAAGCAUAAUUUUCGAAUAUUCUCGAGUCAGUAAACAUUGUGAGUAAGAGAGACGACUUGAGUUUUUGCUUACAAAAGUUUUUCAGACUGAAACUAAUAUGAAUGAUGCACUCCGACAGAGUCAUUAUCUAAACAUCAUGUGGCAGCUCUUCGCCAUAAACGAAAACGUACAAACGUAAGUCCGUUUUUUUUUUCGAUAGUGAAUUCGGUGCAAAAUUAUUUUCUCCUAAUAUUCUGGGGUUUUUCUUACCUCAACUAUGGUUUAAUUGUAUAAUCCUUGACUCUCAUCUUAAUCUUUAACUCCCUCAUCAUUGGCUCUGCAUCACAAAACUCUAAUGAUUCGGAAAUGAUUCUGACCUGAAAUAUCCACUCUCAAAGUCGUACCAAAUUUUGCAAAAAUUUUUGACCCAGAGUCUUAUUCAAAUCGUGAACGUUUCCGAAUCAAAACUCUUGUAAAUCACAACUAGGAGGGUAUAUACCAUCCGGAAAAAUGCGUUAACAAUCUUUAAAAUGAGAAUUCAUGAUGACUAAGUCAGAGAUCAAAGGUCUUCUAUCAAUAUGUGUAUCAUUAUAGAAUAGACGACAACAACUGUUGCUCUGUCACUUCGUAUGCAGGAGUUCUCUCUUCCGGAAAACCUGAACAGAAAAACAAAUCGUUAAUCCAGUUUGUGCCGCCCAAGUUAACUCCUGGAGAAAAUGAAACUGUGAAACCGGCUGCAACUGUUCGGUUCCCGAGAAUACCUCAAAAAGAGCGUCGCAAGAAGGAAAAAGAGCUACGUGCCAAAGCUGUCCGGCAAAACGCUUCUGCUCGCAAUGAAAGCGCGAGAACACCUGGACAAAAACCAGAACGGUCACACUACUAUACGAUUCAUUUGGUUGGACUUGAUGAGAAAUGCGAGAGUCAUCCAGUUGUUGGAAUGGACGUCUCGACAGUGCCUGUAGACCCGCAUUUUUAUGCAACAGGCAAAAAAAGGUACAACAGACGUGGCAAGAAACAUUUCAAAGCAGCGGAAGUGGUGCAGAUUCAGGCGACCGAAAAAAAGUGAGUAGAAUAGAGAGGCAUUAGGGGUUUAUGAAACUUUUGGGCAGUCACGAAACUGUAAAAUGCCAAAUUUCUUCUUUAGGAACAAACCGGUCAUGGAUGCGGAUGGAUUCAUAGAAGUGAGCAACAAGCACAAGGCGUGGAAUCACACUCGAAAGUUAACUGAACAGGAAAUAGUUCAAGCAGUCCGUUUGCAACAAAAUAGAAAAGUUUCUCAAGUUAAUGAGAUCAGCAAACUUACGGAAAGUCCUCCUCUUCCUAUUGAAGAAUUGCUUACCUCUGUUGAAACCUCUGAAGAUGCUAACAGUUUUGAGGACAGCUUUGAGCAGGCUGCAGAAAUCGCCGAAGAUGUGAGCAACAUUUUGAUCUCGGAGAGCGAUUUGACCUCGGAGAGCCUUGAGCUGACUCCAGAACUCGCCGAGGAUGUGAACAACAAAAACAGAAAGUGUGAGAAGAAGAACGAUUCAGGUAAUUAUAAAUUAGCAUCUAACACAUUGAGCACGAAAUAUAUUUUUCAGAAAACAGUUCGUCAAAUGUGAAAAAAUCUGUUCAGACAUGCUCACUUGACUGCCCUAUUCAGGUACUUCUGUUUUUACGAACAAUACUUUGAGCUGAAUUUUCAGAGCAUGAAUACGUGUGCAAAAGACACCGAGAAAGAAUACAUUUCGCACAAUGUUGAAUGUGUUCCGUUUGAGUUCAACACUCUCAAGUUGAACUUCUCCAUCGAAUAUCGAUUAUUGAUGAAACAUCCAGUACUGGAAACUGUUUUUUUCAUAGUUUUCAUAAAGAUCUUAUUGGUUAUUUUGCUUUUUUUUUAAGUACAGCAUUUUCCGAAUUAAUUUUUAAUUUCUGCUUAGGUCUGUUUGAGUGUUGUUGCUUUUUAUCCGUUACGUUUUUGAUUUUUUUGUACUUUUCUUAUCGCUAAGUAGACUUUGAAACGAAUAAAUAAAUAUAUAUUAAAAAGAGCACGUGAAAAACCUGAUUAAUUUUGAGGUGACCGUAUUCUCUUAUUUAUAGCUACACUCGCCUUUUGAAAAAACGCGGUACAGGUCCGAUUGCCGCGCAAAAUAGAUACUUUUAAAGCAGUCUAUCUAAAAAUAGUGACGAUUCUUCCGUCUUUAUCAUUUACCGUGACAUUGCACGAUUUAUUCAGUGAAUCAUAUGCUCUCUUUCACAACAAGGUUGGACAUGCUCGGCAUACACACCUCAAAGAGACAACAAAUCAUUAUUCAUCUCAACGAACGGAUACUCUUCAACAAACAAUCUCGGGAGGAACCUGAGAGAGAAUAGCGCAUGUUUAUCCUGAAACUGGUGUCUUUUAACUUUUCGUUUAAAUAAAAUCGGGCUUUGGGUUGUAGUUAGUGGCCGUGUCAAGAGAACAUCACAGAUAAGAUUAUGCACCCGUUGGUUAGCUCAAUACAGUUUCCAAUAUGCACGGUACGAUAAGAUAUCAAAGGGUGUGUGCCUUAUUACGCAACAUUCAUAACAUGUCCUCUUUGUGAGACUUAGCGUAAAAGUUUCCACUUUCUGUUUUUCAACGGACAUACUUAAUCUAUAUUCUUAAGUUCAGACAUUCUUCACAUCCCCCAAAUUUUUCCAUGUUUAUUGUUCAAAUCUACUCUAUAGAAAUGACGUUUUCUUUUACAUUUAUUCGUCUUUAAAUUUCUGAGAAUACCCUUCUAUUUUCUACAGGUUGAAAGCAAUGACGUCUUUACUUCAAAAAAUUCUGAUAAGUUUUGCUUUUGUAUACAAAUGAAAAAUCCUUCGAGUGUUCGAAAAUAAGAAAAAUGAAGCAAAAACACAUCCAUGGCUACCAAACAUUUAUAGUAUAUAUGAACAGAGAGGAAAAUUUAGUCUCUAAAUUUGGUUUCAAAAGUUAUUUUUCCUCCUUCAGAUUCAAAGAAUUUUUCAACAUGUUAGCAUAUUUCUAAAGACGUUUUAUAUUUUUCUCAGGUGUUCUUUGUGAAAAAUUUGAAAGAAUGUCGUUCACAUUCAAAAUGACAUUUCUUAAGGAUAAUUUUCCAGUAAAUGAGUUCAAUGGCUACCAUUCAUAGACAUUCCCAGAAACCUAAUGCAAUUUGUCACCAUCAGAAAAGAUGCGGUAACGAUCAUCAUUUCCAUCUACCUGGAGUCCUUACUUGAACUCCGCCCAUUUUAUUUGUCAAGUUCUUUUAUGUCCAUUAUGUCUUUUUGAGUGUCUUCCUUCUUUUUCCGUUUCUUGAAACAGCAUUCAAACUGGAGUGCUGCUCUGCUACCUGGAAAAAGGUUUUGGGUUCUGAAGAACUUCUCGGAAAGAUUAGGAAUUUUCAUUCCAAAACAGUUAUUAAAGCAGAAAUUUUCAGUUCUCAGCACUUUGGGAAGUCAAGUUCAUAACCAUAUACAUUGACAAGCUUCUAAUUUGUUGAAACACGUUAGGAACACUCCCUGGCAAUCUGAUACCGUUCCCGCUGUUUACGUUCAACGCUAAGUGUUCCAAACCGUAACACCUAUCUCUCAUAAAUUGACGGCGUCUGGAUCUCGACCGCGAUUUGCGUUUAGUUUCGGUUCGCAGAUCCUUAUCAACAGAUUGUACACACACAAUCACUUGUUGUAACUCAUUGUGUGGAGAAGAAGACGGAAGGAAGAAGAGAUGGGGCCUCCUUCUCCUCAUAGUUAUCAUUUACACGCCUACUUUUGCCCUCCCUCUUCCUCCUCCUCCAUAUUCCGAUUCGUCCAUUCUCGACAAUCGGUUGCGCCCCCCCCCCCUUUUUCGCUUCCCCCUCUUCGUUUCUCUCAUCGUUUUCGCCCUCCGAUUCCCAAACAGUCCGCCAUCAAUUACACCCACUUCUUUUCCAGACACGGAUGGAGUCUUCAACGUCUCUCAUGGAGUUCUUCAGACAGCAGAUCGUAGAGCCCAUCACCAAGACUCUAGGGGAAAAGAACGCCGAGCCUGCGGAUGAAGUGUGCAAGGCUUUGCAGAUAAAAAUUGAAACUUUCAAAGAGAGUUUACUAGAGGAAAUCAACAGGUAUUCCAUAUCAAUAUCUUGACCCACAAAACACACUUCAGAGCAUAUGCGAAAACUACGGAGCAAGAGCAGGAGAUGAAGAAUGAGGUCGCUGAAACAGUGCACCAUUUAAUUGAGCGAAUUGUAGAAAGAGAGAUGAUUCACACACAGGUAAGAAUUAUGAAAAUGUGGUUGCGCUACUAAUUAUAGUAAAUUGACAAUUCUAAAAUGUGACAGGACGCAUUUCAGGACGCACACUCUUCUUCAGUCGAGUUGUCAGAUGCCUCUGUCCAAAAUCAAAACUUUCUGAUUGACAUGUCCGUCGCAGAAUUGGUUCCUCCGGAGUCUCCGCGGAGAGGUGUUGUCUUUUCGGAUGACGAAGAUCUUUUCAAAAUUAGCCCUCCCAUAUCCCUCGACACUCUAAUCAAGACCGAAAAGUUAUUCUCGAUGACUUCUUCACCAACUUCUCCAGAAAGUGAUAAGGUUGGUUCCUUUUGUGAACGCGUGAGAGUAAGCAGAAACUUGUCAUACAUAGAUGCGAAGUAGAGUAUCAGAUUCAGAUUCCCACACAACUUUCGCUCCAUCUUUCUAUUUUUCCUUUUUUCAGAACGCGUUGUGAUUUUCCUUUUCCAUUUAUUCUCUUUCACUUUCAAAGCAAACACAUCAUUCAUGAUGCGAAUAUUUGUUGGGUUUCAAACAUUUUCCUUUUUCCAGAUGCCAUCUCGCAAGAGAGCCAAGAGAAGCCUUGAGGACACCGUUCAAAUGUUGUCAGAUGACAUGAAGAAGGUGUCAAAAGAAGAAGAUUCGGUUUCUCCCCCACCUUCCCAAACUGCUGCUGCAGUUCUUCCUUCUCCUCAAAAUCUUCCGUUCGUUCUUCCGCAAGUGCCGGUGCCCUUUCCCAACACGAUGAUGCAACGCUGGCUAGGAUCGCCCUUUGCUAAUCCGGUUUACCUCAACGCGAUGAAUAUGUUUCAUCCACCAAAAACUUCGGAAGAACAAUUGGCUGCUUUGAUGAAAAUGUGAGUUAAGCAUAUAAAGGGAAGGGACAUAUAACUGUAUCAGUAGGCGCCUCUCGGUGACUCAUUUUACCCAUUGUUCACAAUCACUUCCACCCGGGGAAGGAACAAUUGUCCUAUCGCUAUCACCACCCAAUUGUUUUCUAUUUUCUAUUUCCCUUUUUCUUUUACCCAAUUCAAUUGGUACGGUGCAGUGUGAAGCAAACGGGGAACAAAGUAAGGGAACUACAGUAACCUGACAGAGUAUUCAUCAAGCCGCAAAAAGAACGACAAUUUUUGAUAGUAGUAACUUGCCCCGGGACCGCAUUUUUGUCGUCAAGAGACACAGUAACUGACGUAGAUCAUCUUAAAGAGUAAACAAAUGUAGGUGAUAAUAAAUCAACUGGUAACUGGUCUUACCAGUGAUCAGAUGGCAACACACACUUCGUUUGUGGCAAUUUAGUUCGUUUUGAGUGAGGUGGUUUCCCCUCCCCAUACUCAAGAUGUUAUCUUGACAAAUAGCCUGCCCUAUCUGAUCAAAAGAAAGAAGUGAGAGGUGAUGAACUGCGUGUGAGGUAAACUUGGUCAGGGAAAAUGUUCGGAUUUUUGGCAAUCAAUUAAGUGUCACGUCUCAAUCAAAAUGUCACCAAUCUCGCAUCACGUAAAAUUUGUAGUUAAGGUUAUAUAUUCAUCCAAAAAACGACGGAUAUGGCGUAAGACCUUGAGUGAAAAAGAGAAGAAGAUUUCCACAUUUUACAACCCAUGCGAUGAAAGGGGAUCGGAAACCCUUCGCUUUCUCAAAUCACAUAAAUAUCUCAACUUGUUUUAACACUAAUUCAAUGUGAAAACUUUAGGCUGUCGGUGCCUUUACCUCUUUUUAAGAUUGCAAUCAUCGAUAUGCUCUUCCAAGAACAAACCCGUAAAAUUAUAUCCCCAUCCAAGGUUUUAUUUAGAAUUAAAUUAGUCAGGAAGCAAAGGGAGGGUUUAUUUAUUGAUGUUGCGGGAGAGAAUGAGGGCGCUGGCGGUUACUGUAGUGAAUGGACACAACAAUUUGCCGCGAGAUGAUAACAGAGGCAGCAAACGGAGGUAAUUCGUCAAGAUUGAUUACCGUUUGCAAUGGGUGAGAGGGCGAAUAUGAGAGAGAAGUGGAAAUUGCAGAUCGGAAAUGGAACAAUGGUCACGGGGAAGGGACAAUAUUUCUAUUAUGAAGUACGCAGAUUUAAUGAUUAGUGAUUCAAGCAAGAAUAGCGCUAAUCUUGGUGAAGAGUUGAAAAAAACAACUUGUUUAACUAGUAAUAUGUGCAGCACAAUUAUCAUGUUAUCAUGCUCAUAUAAAAUAGUUCAUAUUUUUAGAAGCCUGCAGGCAGCCAAUUUCAUAAAGCAUGUCGGACCACAACAAAUGCAAGUUCCAUCCCAACCCGAAUCCAACGCUGAUGACAUCAAAAUUGACGUGGAAAGCGACGACGGAGAGGUAGAAGUGUCCCCUUCACCUUCCACUGGAGAUAUCACGGAAAAUGAAUCAUCUUCUUCAUCCAGCGGUGUUCCACUCACAUCACCAGCAAGUGAGGGUGAUUCUGGUAGGGAGUAUCUCCUUAUCGCACCUGUUAACUUUAAAUAUUUAAGGAGCCGAAAAACCGUUCAUUUGUAUGCACAACAACUGUGGGAAGCGCUUCGCCAACAAGUUCCUGCUCAAGAAGCACAUGUUCAUUCACACCGGCCUCCGUCCACACACUUGCCCGCACUGCCAUAAAAAGUGA